ACACGAGGAAGAGGAGGAGGGCGAGGAAGAGGACGAGGAGGCAGCUGAUCAGCAGCUGCUGUGGCAGCAGCAGUGUUUUGGCCUGUCGUGCGGCCCGGGUGGAAAUACUGGUGCAAGUUACAAAACAGGCAAGGGCGGCAAGAAUCGUCCUGAUAUUCAUGACAAUGGUGGUUUUGAAGGAGGCAGGGAUACUUAUGGUAGAGCAAGUGUGGGGAACGAGGAGGGUGGAGGUUCAAUUGAGGGCUAUGUUGAUGCUGGUCCUGGUCCGUCCUCCAAUCCCUUCUCACAUGUUCCCGCCUCUUCAACCACCUCCGACGGCAGCAGCAGUAGCAGUAGCACCAUCACAACCACCACCACCGCCGCCCCCGCCGCCGCCGCUGCUGCUACAGCCGAGACCAUUACGAGAAGUGCUGGUUGCCUGCCUCUUUUUGAACCGCUGCCCACCGCAUCCCACCGCGCCUCGUCUUCUCGCACUGGUCCAUCUCCCGCACCUGGCAGUGGCACUUGUAGCCCUUCAGGCAGAGCAGUCUCUGGUGUUACUGCAUCGUGCCUAGGGGGCCCUGUCUGGCCCGAUCCAUCUAUUGCUCUGGGCAGUGCAGCGUGCGUGGGGAUGUCAGGCAAGGGCAGCAAGCGGCCGGAGGUGCUAGAGCCGCUGCUGGAGGAAGGGAGUGAGGAGGGGGGGAUAUGGGAGGAGGUACAGGAGGAGGAACGUGAUGGGGAUUUGGGUAUUAGUGGGAAUAAGGAUGCGGCUCAACGUGGUGCUGCUGCUAUAGUUGAAAAGGAUGUGGUGGUGGGUUCUGACUCUGUCGUGUUUCAAUCAACAGCCGUCGUUGACCUCCCCCCCUCCUCUUCCAUCAACCCCUUCCCCUCUCCUCUCUUCAGUGCUGACGCUGGAAGGGAGUGGAGUCGCGAGCGCUACCUGGAUCCCAAGAACAUCCAGAGGCAGCAAGCCUACUCCGCCGCUUCCCUCCUGCUGGACUUCUCCUCCCCGGGCAACUCUGCACGAAAACGCAGCUCUGGCAUGUUCGCUUCAGCUGGCUCUGCUUCUGCCUCUGCCUCUGCUUCUGCUGCUGCGUUUCCCGAGCCUGCCUCUUCGGCUAGACACCGGCGCCGUCCCAGCUGGGGAUCGAUACAAGCCUCACCUGCUUUCCCUUCCAAUCGCCCUUCCACUGCUUCUGGAUCCUUCUUCCAUGCAGCCAGUGCCAGCGGUGCCUCCAGUGCCGGCAGUGCUGCCAGUGCUGGCGAUGCAGACCCCUGUCUCGCAACAGCAUCUCCUUCCAAUCAUCCUUAUCAUUCCUCCUCAGGUCUUUCUCUCGCAGCUGACCCCCCUCCUGCACGCCUUUCCACUGCAUCUGACGUCUUCUUCCAUGCUCCCCGUGCUGGUGAUUCUCCUGCUGAUGGAGUAACCAGUGCUAGUGCUUUCCUCAGUGGGACUAACAUCCACCACUCGCCAAGUUCAGGCAGCAUGUAUCCUGCUAGAAGCUUCGGUGGUUCUGAUGCUGUAGGCCAUGCAGACAUGCCCAAAAGAGAAAGGCGGACAAGCAGCAUCCUGCCUUCUUCGUCCUCGCUACCUGCCGAACCUUGCCCACCGGAAGCUGAGGCUUGCGCGCUGGACGCAGUAGCACAGCUGGGGGAACCAAAGAGGAGAAGCUUCACCUCUGGCAACGUCAAGCCAGGCCAGCCAGGAGCAGCAGCAGCAGCAGAGGAACCAGGCUGGCAGGCUGCGUAA
Closterium sp. NIES-65 is the source of this 1729-nucleotide messenger RNA. NCBI's taxonomy places the organism in Eukaryota, Viridiplantae, Streptophyta, Zygnematophyceae, Desmidiales, Closteriaceae. The record is from the annotation of a GenBank genome assembly.